Anastrepha ludens (Mexican fruit fly) is the source of this 1089-nucleotide messenger RNA. Its product is annotated as alpha-ketoglutarate-dependent dioxygenase alkB homolog 6. The record is from RefSeq and is a predicted model, not a curated record. Lineage: Eukaryota; Metazoa; Arthropoda; Insecta; Diptera; Tephritidae. Bases 225 to 905 code for a protein of 226 amino acids. The transcript is spliced from 4 exons.
UUCCACUUGAAAUAUUGGGAAUCUGAAUGUAAAUUAAUAAAGCACUGGCAAAAAAAUGGAUUACUGACAUUCAAACUACCAAACCUUCACAUUUAAGAUCUUCAAAUUUAAACUUGGGGCACUACUAAUAACGUAAUUUAUUUAUGGAAGGAAAUUUACUAAAUUCUUAAAUAGAGAAGAUCCAUAAAAUACACAAACAUCUCAAAUAUUACAUUUCUUGUGAUAUGGAUUUGUCUGACUUCCAAGUUCGCAUGUGCCCUCCAACGGCUAUAUAUAUUCCAAACUUCAUAACUUCGGAAGAUGAGCAACGUAUUUUCUCUCAGAUCGAUCGAGCUCCAAAACCUAAAUGGACACAGUUGCUUAACAGGCGCCUUAUAAACUACGGGGGCAUACCCCAUCCGAACGGAAUGCUAGCUGAGCGAAUUCCUGAAUGGCUGCAGGUUUAUGUAGACAAAAUAAAUAAUUUAAAUAUUUUUGAGUCUAAAAAAGCAAAUCACGUACUAAUUAACGAAUACUUGCCUGGACAAGGGAUUAUGCCACAUACUGAUGGUCCUCUGUUUUACCCUGUAAUAUCAACUAUAACUAGUGGCUCUCAUACGGUCCUUGACUUCAUUGAACGAGAAAAGGAUGCAUCCAAUAAUCUCCAUAGUUUAGGUUUCGCGCGUAAGGUUAUUUUCAAAAUACUUUUAGAGCCCCGUAGUUUGUUAAUACUCAAAGACUCAUUGUAUACUGACUAUUUGCAUUCAAUUAAUGAAGUCAAACAAGAUGUUCUCUGCGACCGAAUCUUCAACUAUAAGAGCUGCGAAACGGUCCAUAAAAUUGGAGACAUAUUACAGCGUGGGACUCGUAUAUCACUAACUAUACGGUAUGUGCCGAAAACGACUAAAAUGAAAUUAAAAUUUUGAGAGCUCUUUGGAUAUAUAUACAUGUGUAUACCAACCAAACAAUAUUGUUACUCUUAAUUCAAGCUGGGUAAUAUUAAAUGAUACAAAUUUGUAUGUAAAUGUUAGUUAUGUUAGUUAAUAAUAAAAUCUGAUGUUUAAAAAGUAUAUUUUUAUUUAAUAAAUAAUUAAAUAAUAUUUUUAUAUA